Molecule: messenger RNA, 2555 nt
Organism: Lucilia sericata (common green bottle fly)
Lineage: Eukaryota; Metazoa; Arthropoda; Insecta; Diptera; Calliphoridae
Product: methionine--tRNA ligase, cytoplasmic-like
Biological process (GO): methionyl-tRNA aminoacylation
Cellular component (GO): aminoacyl-tRNA synthetase multienzyme complex; cytosol
Molecular function (GO): methionine-tRNA ligase activity; ATP binding
Source: RefSeq, a predicted model, not a curated record
CUUUUGUUACACAUUUUCUUGACAUUUUUCAAUUAGAAUUUUUUUGUGUGUCUAAUUAGGAAAAAAAUUGCAGUUGGUGAAAAAUAAAUACGAAGACAUUUUAACCCUUUUGCCACGUUAUUUAUUAAAUUUAAUUAAUAAAACUCGUAGUUUUAGUCAGAGACCAACAUAAAGCGAAAAUGAAAAUCUAUACAAACGAGGGCAAUCCCCUUGGCCUGAAAUUACAAAUCCUGGCCAAAUUUGCAAAACGUGAGGUGUCGGUGGAAAAAGUUAACCUAAAUGAUAUUAAAUCUAAAGACUUAUUGGUUUUACCAACUUUAGAAUUGGAUAAUGGUCUAAGACUAUUUUCGACAGAUGCGGUGGCUAAAUAUUUCUUUCCCAAUGAGGGACAAUUAAGGGAUGAGUGGCUUGAAUGGUCUUCUACUUCAUUGGCUCCUGCGUUAGUGCAUCAUAUGGGUCAUGGUCAUCGUGCUAAUCCGAAUGCUCUUCCUGUACUUAAUGCUUUGGUUAAGAAGCUGGAAGAUAAUUUAUCAAAAACACCAUUUUUAGCUGGUGAUAAAUUGACAGCAGCUGAUCUUUCAGUUUGGUCUUUGCUGGCUCCCGAUGGUACAUUAAAAGGCGCUCAGCAAAUUGAACAUCUUCUCGUGUGGUAUCGUAAAAUUAGCGCCAUGCCUGAAAUUAAAUCAGUGUUAGAAAAACAACCUUUAAAAGAUUUAACUUUUAAUGCUUUACAAAACUCUAAUCUUUACGGAGGUCUCUAUCAUGUUCCUCUCAAAAUGCCUGCAUCAUUAUCUGAAGCUGGCAAUCUAUUGGCUGAUACUGGUUCUACUUUGGCUGAUACCAUUACUGAGGAAGAACUCAAUUUGGCCAGCACUCACUUUGUAUAUGCCCCCGCGGCAGAGCGUAAGGAACCACGUACAGUUCUUCCUAAAGCUGGUGAGCGUAAUGUGCUGGUCACCUCUGCUCUCCCCUAUGUCAAUAAUGUACCACAUUUGGGCAACAUUAUUGGUUGUGUAUUAUCCGCUGAUAUUUUUGCAAGAUACUCACGUGCAGCUGGCUACAACACUCUCUAUAUAUCAGGUACUGAUGAGUAUGGUACAGCUACCGAAAAUAAAGCACUUGCUGAAAAUCUCACACCUCGUGAAAUUUGUGACAAAUACUUUGAACUACACAAUGCGAUCUAUCGUUGGUUUGGCAUUGGUUUUGAUUACUUCGGUCGUACCACAACUCAAGAACAAACAGAAAUUGUACAAGAAGCCUUUAAAGAUGUCUACGAUAAUGGUUAUAUCUUAACUGAAAGUGUAGAACAAUUAUUGUGUCAGAAGUGUGAUCGUUUCUUGGCCGAUCGUUUUGUUGAGGGUACUUGCCCACAUCCUGGCUGUGGCUACGAGGAUGCUCGUGGUGAUCAAUGUGACAAGUGUGGCAAGCUAGUUAAUGCUACCGAACUUAUACGUCCCCGCUGUAAAGUGUGCAACACAGCACCAGUUGUCAGAUCCUCCGACCAAUUGUUCCUUGACUUACCGAAAAUCGAAAACAAACUUCGUGAAUGGGUUGAUCAUUCUGAAAAUGGUUGGACGAAUAAUGCUCGUGUUAUAACACGUGCUUGGCUACGUGAGGGCUUGAAGCCUCGUUGUAUCACACGUGAUCUGAAAUGGGGUAUUCCAGUACCUCACAAAGUUGAAAAUAAAGUAUUUUAUGUCUGGUUCGAUGCACCAUUCGGCUAUGUUUCUAUGACCAAACGUUACUCCAAGGAAUUCAAACAAUGGUGGCAACCCGAAAAGGGUGUGGAAGUUGAACUCUUCCAAUUUAUGGCUAAAGAUAAUGUACCCUUCCAUUCGGUUGUUUGGCCUAGUGCUUUGUUGGCUAUUAACAAGGGCAACACUUUGGCAUCUCACAUUAUGGCAACUGAGUAUUUAAAUUAUGAGGACGGCAAAUUCAGUAAAAGUCGUGGUAUUGGUGUUGGCAAUGAUGCUCAGGACACUGGUAUUCCCGCUGAUGUUUGGCGUUUCUAUUUGGCUUCAGCCCGUCCAGAAGGUCAGGACUCUAGCUUCAGUUGGAAUGAUUUGGCAGCCCGCAAUAAUUCUGAGUUACUUAACAAUUUGGGCAACUUUGUAAAUCGUGCCUUAUCCUUCUGUGAAAAGAACUUUAAUGGUGUAGUACCCGCCAUGAAUCUCACCAAUGACGAGCGUUUGCUGGCUCUAAUUAAUCGUGAGUUUACGCGGUUAUGUCAACUCUUGGAGAAGGCUCUACGUGAUGGCAUCAGACAUAUGCUUUCGAUCUCUCGCCAUGGCAACGGUUACAUGCAAUCACAACAGCCCUGGGUUUUACUUAAGGGCAACGAUGAACAAAAGUCUAGAGCUGCUACAAUUAUUGGUAUGUGCUGUAAUAUUGCUUGCCUUUGCCAUCUUAUCUUCCCCUACAUGCCAACAACGGCUAGAACUAUGUUCGAACAAUUGAAUGCUAAGCAGACACAGUUGAAUGUUGAAAACCAUUUACCUCAAUUUUGUUACCAUCCCGGCCACAAGAUCGGCAAAACCAGCACCAUUGUUCGCUAA